CUACAGAUACACUGGAAGAGAUACACCACUGCGUGAUGAAGUUGCUUUGCGGUAUUACCUUGUUUUUAUCAAUUGCUGUUGCCUAUUACAUCUACAUCCCAUUGCCUGGGCAAAUUUCAGAGCCAUGGAAACUGAUGGUGUUGGAUGCAACAUUUCGAGGAGUUGUGUGGAUGGGAGAUGUUGCUCACUCGGUGGGUCUGAGUCACAGUGUUCGUGUGAUCAACUUUGCCGUGGUCAGUUUUGAGAGUGUGGUGCCGGCCACGUAUAAUGAGAUCUGGGUGGAGGACACUCUGUUUGAUGGUGUCCACGUGCGCAUAUACCACCCUCCUGGAAAGAAAGAAGGCCAUCUGAGGAGGGCGGUUGUAUUCAUCCAUGGUGGUGGAUGGUCUUUGGGUGCUCCAAAGUUGGGCUCAUAUGACAGUCUCUGUGGACAAAUGUCGGCUGAUCUGGAUGCAGUGGUUGUGACAGUGGACUAUCGCAUGGCACCUGAUGUGCACUUCCCUGUGCAGUAUGAAGACUGCGUCCAGGCCGCUAAGCACUUCCUGAAGCCAGAAACUCUGGCACAAUAUUUGGUGGAUCCAGAGCGAGUAGCAGUGUGCGGAGACAGUGCUGGUGGGAAUCUGGCUGCUGCAGUGGCGCAGCGGAUUGGAAUAGACAACAGUAUCUCUGUGAAAUUCAAGCUUCAGGUCUUGAUCUACCCUGUGCUCCAAGCUUUGGACUUCAACACAGCUUCCUAUCAACAAAACCAAAACGUUCCCAUCUUGUAUCGCAAACUAAUGGCUCGUUUCUGGCUAGAAUAUCUAGGUGCCGACCCUGACCUCAUUCACUCUAUUCUGAUUAAUAACCACACAGCUCAGGACCAAAACCACAUGUCGCUGAACCGCUCAAAGCUUGACUGGACCACUCUCCUCCCCAAACGGAUGAUAAAGCAUUAUAAACCGGUCAUCCCUGUAACUGGGUCUUCCAACAUCUUAAAGGAUGUACCGGCAUUACUGGACGCCAGGGCUGCACCUUUACUCGCAGACGAGGAGGUUUUGCGUAUGGCGCCGCGUGCGUAUGUUUUAACUGGCGAGCAUGAUGUUUUGAGGGAUGAUGGGAUUAUGUAUGCCCGGAGGCUGGAGCUGGCAGGGGUGCCUGUCACAAAUGACCAUUAUGAAGACGGAUUUCAUGGCUGUGUGAGCUUUGCUUUCUGGCCCUGCUUCUUCUCUGUGGGAAUAAGGGCAGUGCAGAAUUAUAUCGCUUGGCUUGAGGAAAAUUUGUAGUUGUUUGACUUACAUGUACAAAUGCAGCGAAAGGUAAAGGUGACAGCAGAUGUCAAUAUUACCACACAGGAAAUUUCACAAGUGCAGUAUUUCUAUCUUUACUGACUGAGGAUUUGUGUUUUACAUAUUGUAGAUGGAGUAACAUACUAACAGACUGAUUAUUUCAUGUGUUUGAAUUAAGUAUUUUAUACGAAACUAAUACUGUUUCCAGAAGUGUGUUCCUCUUCAACUAAUACACUAAAAACUAAAUCAACCCAAACAGAUUUAUCUUGAUACUGUACUGUAUGUGACAAUUCCACAUUCACUUUUGUUUAUUCAGAAAAUACUUAUAAUGUGUGCAAGAUAUUUAAAAAAAUGCUUACAUUUCUGUGCAUUUAGUCCAUAACGCUAAUACACAGUUAAUAAUAAGUCGAAUCUCACUAUCCGUCUUAUUUGCGAUGGACUUCCAAUUUACUCCCCGCCCCCAAAAAAGCUGUCAAAAUGUUCAUAUUCUUACUGUGAAUUGUAGGAUUGUGUAUUGUGGCUGCACUAAAAAAUUGUCUACCCAGGUGGAAUUUAGUAUUUGUAAUCUAUUAUUUCUUAAUAAUAAUAAAACUAAAUAUUUUAA
Messenger RNA from Triplophysa rosa, 1869 nucleotides. RefSeq names its product neutral cholesterol ester hydrolase 1a (gene nceh1a). The record is from RefSeq and is a predicted model, not a curated record. The transcript has 5 exons. Gene Ontology annotation, cellular component: membrane. Lineage: Eukaryota; Metazoa; Chordata; Actinopteri; Cypriniformes; Nemacheilidae. Gene Ontology annotation, molecular function: carboxylic ester hydrolase activity. Bases 36 to 1262 code for a protein of 408 amino acids.